AGAGAACAUUCAAGAGCAGAGCUUAUUGCAAGGCCAGCUCGGCCCGAUCCUUACGACCCCUUCCUUUUCCUUUUUGCGCUGUUGAGACAACGCAAGGCUAGAUCUUUGUGUGUCUUGAGAUCAAGUUCAUGCGUUGAUAAUGAAUCCUUCUGGUAAUGAUAACUGGCACUCUGCCGGGGGGCCGCCUUCGCACCCGGGGAUGGACCAGUUAAACCAACAGCCACGGCCCCUGGGGUCGUUUGGUCAAAACCCGCCUCAGCAAGGACCAUCUUCACAACCUGCGGGGCCCGUUCUACCGCCUCCAGCUGGUCCUUACCACCCUGUAAGCCAGCCUUCUGGCCAUUCGUUGCCCGGUUUGGCGGAAUUAAGCCAAGGCCCUGGUCCGCACCAACCGCCUCCGUUUGGACAACAUCCGCAAGGCCCUUCUCAUAGUGCUGGCCAUUCACUCCCUGGAAUCGGUCAGGCGAUGCAGCAUCCUUCACCGCAGCCGCUGAAUCGAGAGCGCGAAAGAGACUCCAGGGAGCGCGAGAUGAUCGAGAGACAGCGGCAGGAGGAGAUCGUACACCGGGAACGGGAGCAGCGCGAACGAGAGAGGGAACAACAGAUACAGCAGAUGGAACGCCAACAGCGGGAGCAGCAGCACCAUCCUGUCCAGAGCCACACGGGUUCGAUCCCGAUUCACCAGCCCGUCGCCUCGAAAGUUCCCAACUCGAUUCACGGACCGAAUGGACUCCUCUCGAACCUCGGUGCAAACCCGCCGCCAAACCCGCCGCAGAGCGCGAUGCAGUCUUCUGGUGGCCCGGGUGGUAUGUACGGUCCGCAGAUACAGCAUGGCGAAGGAACGCCUAGACCAUACAUGCAGCAUCCUCCUCAAGGACCGCCGGGGCAGCCGAUGCUUGGUUAUAACGGCCCAGCUCCUCAGAUUCCCGGAGGCGUUGCAGCUUUAGCGCAGGGCCAGCAGCCCAUUCUCAAUGAUGCGCUGAGCUACCUUGACCAGGUUAAGGUGCGCUUUGUCGACCAGCCCGAUGUGUAUAACAGAUUCCUCGACAUAAUGAAGGACUUCAAGAGCCAAGCUAUCGAUACCCCAGGAGUUAUCCAGCGAGUUUCCACGCUUUUCAACGGCCAUCCCGCUUUGAUCCAAGGAUUCAAUACCUUCCUCCCCCCGGGUUACCGGAUCGAGUGUGGGACGGAGGACAACCCCGAUGCGAUUCGCGUAACAACGCCGUCGGGAACGAAUACUCUGUCAAUGACGCGCCCUCGUCCUUCCAUGGAGUCCGCUGGUGAGUUGGGUCCUUCGGGUGGACUUCAUCCUGGUCGUCCUGAUUACUAUGAUCAAUCUCGUCCUGGCUGGCAACAGGCUCAGCACCAGCCACAGCAGGGCGGAAUUCCCCCUUCAUACUCUCCUGGUGCUCGUAUGAUGGGACCCGGAAUCUACGGGCAGCAAGGCCAAAACCAGCCUCAAGACGCGCAUUACGAAUAUCAGAGCCAGCAGGAGCAACAGGCCUCUGCCGCGGCCCUUGCCCACCAGCAGCAGGAGCGUGGGGUUUCGCAGCUCCAGAGUGCCGUGUCAGCGGCCGCCGGUGGCGCUGGGCGUCCAUCCAUGAUGCAGGCUUCCCCCGGGGCAGCCCAGGGUCCUGGCAUCACUCAGCCUAUGAGCAGUUUGGCUGGCAUCGGAUCUGGGAUGCUCCAAGGCUCUCAGACCGAUCUCAACAAGCGUGGUCCUGUUGAAUUCAACCAUGCGAUCAGCUAUGUUAACAAGAUUAAGAAUCGCUUUUCUAGCGCCCCCGAGAUCUACAAGCAAUUUCUUGAGAUUCUGCAGACUUAUCAGCGCGAGUCAAAACCCAUUCAAGACGUUUAUGCUCAGGUAACGCAGCUGUUCAAUACUGCUCCCGAUCUUCUCGAGGACUUCAAGCAGUUCCUCCCAGAAUCUGCAGCACACGCCAAGCAGCAAGCACAGGCUGCCCGCCAGGCAGCGGAAGAUGCUGCUCCUGUGAGCAAUGUCCGUGGAGAACCGGGAUAUUCCACUGCUGGUGUUUUGGCACAAUCUCAGACGCCUAGCCGCGAUGUAAAGAUGCCACCACUGGGCCAAUUCAACGUCAAAGACUCUGCAAAGGACAGUAAGAAGCGUAGAGGCGGGCCCGGUGCCCCUGGCACUCUGGGUUCAGUCCCGGGGCCUUCGACAGUGGACGCUGCACGGAUGACAGAUGCUCAAGCUCGGGCGCAGGGACUUCAGGUCGGAAAUGUCAAUAAGCGUGCCAAGGUCCAUCAUACAAAGCCAACGCAGAUUGAGGCCCCUGCAGUAUCACCAACUCUUGUUCCCGCUCUUCCAGAGCCAAUUCCACCUACGUUCUCACUGACGCCCAACCAUGACGAGUUCGCUUUCUUUGAUCGUGUCAAGAAAUUCAUUGGAAACAAGCAGACCUUCAGCGAAUUCCUCAAACUGUGCAACCUAUACUCGACCGAUCUCAUUGACAGAAACGUUCUUGUGAAGAGAGCGGCUGGGUUCAUCGGCUCCAACCAAGAACUCAUGUCGUGGUUCAAACGUUUCAUGCACAUCGAUGAUCCAGAGGACAAGGUCAUAGAUUUGAAGCCCAAGCAGGACUCUGGCGUUGUCAACCUCUCUCAUUGCCGUUCUCUGGGACCAAGUUACCGUCUGCUCCCCAAGCGUGAGCGCCAGAAGCCUUGCAGCGGCCGCGACCAGUUGUGCUACAGUGUGCUUAACGAUGAGUGGGCAUCUCAUCCGACCUGGGAAUCCGAGGACUCUGGCUUCGUUGCGCAUCGUAAGAACCAGUUUGAGGAUGCGCUACAUCGGAUUGAAGAAGACAGACACGACUAUGAUCAUCACAUUGAAGCGUGCACCCGUACUAUCCAACUCAUUGAGCCCAUUGUCCAGCAACUGCUAGUCAUGUCGGAAGCGGAGCGUGCUGCAUUCAAGCUGCCUCCCGGACUUGGUGGACAGAGCGAGUCAAUCUACCAGCGUGUCAUCAAGAAGAUUUACGAUCGCCAGAGGGGACAGAAAGUCAUCCAGGACAUGUUCGAGAGGCCGUGCCACAUUCUACCUAUCGUCCUCUUCCGCCUCAAACAGAAGUGCGAGGAGUGGAAGGCUAGCCAGCGCGAGUGGGACAAAGUUUGGCGUGAGCAGACGCAGAAGGCUUACUGGCGUAGUCUGGAUCACCAGGCGAUCGCCAGCAGGGGUAGCGACAAGAAGCUCUUUGUGGCCAAGCACAUUCAGCAUGAGAUCCAGGCAAAGUUCGAGGAGAUCAGGAACCUCCGCAAGAGUGGCUACCAGGUGCCCAAGCACCAGUUCGAGUUCGCCUUUACGGACCCGGCCGUUAUUGUCGACGCUACUCACUUGUUACUCAUCUUCAUCGAUCGCAACUCUGCUGGCUUCGGGUCUGAUCCCCAGAGGGUGAUGGCAUUUAUCAAGGACUUCAUCCCCAUCUUCUAUGGUAUGGAUCGUGACACUUUCCACAUGUACAUGAACGAGGUCUCCAAUGACACGUCUCCGGCGGAAGAAGUCGAUGAAGAGAGCGUGGCUCCCGAAGACGUUUCGACUAUCCGCGGCAGGCGUGCUGUCAACGGGAAGAAGUUGGAUCUUCUUCGUGACGUCCUGGAGCGUCGCACCGAGAGAUCUAACCGUGGCGACAAGGAGGGCAGUGCCUCUGUUAGCCGCGACGGAACUCCUGAUGCCGUGCUGAUUCCGUCGACCCCCAUUCCGGAUCCCACGGAGCCGUUCGACGUUGCAGAACUCAAGUGGAUGGAACACCCUGGCCAGGGCAACUUCAACCAGCAGCGAGAAUACGCUCUUAAUGAAUCGUAUGGGAAGAAGGUCCAUCAUCUGUAUGCCAACCUCAACAUUUAUUGCUUCUUCCGCACCUUCGAGAUCCUCUAUUCUCGCUUGUUACGCAUCAAGCUUCACGAGAAGGAUGCGCACGAGGAUGUCCGUCGCGCACUCCUGCCCAAGGCCGCGCAUGACCUCGGCAUGAUCGACAAGUUGCCUACUGAUUUACUGUAUGACUGCGACCCGAAGGCCAACUUCUACCAGCAGAUCGUGCGCAUGUGCGAGGAGGUGAUCAAGGGAGACAUGGAGGUGUCUCACCUGGAGGAGACUCUGCGCCGAUACUGGCUGAAGAGCGGAUACCAGUUGUACAAUCUGGAGAAGAUGCUUGCUGGUAUUGCUCGAUUCGCUGGUGGGAUUUUCAACAGCGAUCCCAAGGAUAAGAGUGUCGACAUCAUCAACCUGUUCUUUAAGGAGCGAGACCGGGAGGAGACGACACACAACCAGGAGAUUCAGUACCGCAAGCAGGUGGAGAGGCUCGUGAAGGAUAGCGAUAUCUACAGGAUCACCUACGACCCUGCUACCCAGCACGCGAAGAUUCAGCUCAUGACGGCCGAAGACAGCACGCUGGAGAACGAAGAGCUCAGCCAGGAGGCACGCUGGUCGUACUACGUUUCCGCCUACACGAUGCGCGAUCCGACCGAAGGGGUUCCGUUCUCUCAGAUGCGUAUGCCGUUGCUUAAGCGCAACCUUCCGCCCAAGAUGGAGCAGGACGAGGAAUACAACCAGUACUACCGUCGUCUGGUCAACCACGAUGGCCUUGUGAUUCGCAUCUGCGCCAACAGCUACCACAUCCUGUACGAGCCCGGUAGCUACGACUGGUGGUGGCGUCCACCGGCGCGCACUCACGAGUCGGCGGAAGAGAAAGCGCGAGGGGAAGCGGCCGUCAAGGAGCGCCGUCGGGACCGGUUCAUGGAGAAGUUUGUCAACAACCCCAGCUGGGCGCACGGGCUGAGCAAGGACGAGGUGGACGAAUCGAACCAGCGCUUCCGUUCGUGGAUCCAGGGGCCCGACGCUGGCGAGUCUGCUGGCGCGGAGAAGCCGGAGGAAGCGCAGCCGAAGGAGAAGGAAGACACUGAGAUGGCUGAUGCCGAGCAGCCAUCAGCGUCGGAGAGCAAGGAGUGACGGUUGGGGCCAUAGUAGGGCGUUCACGUGACUUUAUCUGGAUCAUACGAGGGUUGCUUUUGAUUUGCACCAUAAUACCGCCAUGUAUCAUGCAUUCUUCCUAUUUUCUUUGUGCCUCUCCUUUUGUUAUCCUUUUU
This is a messenger RNA of Paecilomyces variotii, 5100 nucleotides long. RefSeq lists its product as hypothetical. The coding region runs from base 140 to 4963 and encodes 1607 amino acids. The transcript is spliced from 8 exons. Gene Ontology annotation, cellular component: Sin3-type complex; chromatin. Gene Ontology annotation, biological process: negative regulation of transcription by RNA polymerase II. The record is from RefSeq and is a predicted model, not a curated record. Gene Ontology annotation, molecular function: transcription corepressor activity. Lineage: Eukaryota; Fungi; Ascomycota; Eurotiomycetes; Eurotiales; Thermoascaceae.